CAUUUCCACACUUUCUCUCUUCCACCCUUCCUCAAUCUCUCUCUCCCUCUCUCGUUAUCUCUUUUCCCACCUACUACCCUCCCCCAUAAAUGCAAACACACUCUUUUCGCCCAGUCUUCCUCAUUUCUCUACCUCGUUUUCGGUACGUUACAAGCACUUGUCUCUCUCUCUCCCUCACAUUCGCCAAUACUAACCGCACAGUUCCGUUGUCAUUUGGAACAUGUUUCAUCUGAUUUAUGGACACUUGUGCAGUUGAUACCCAUCGCAUACACGGACAUACAGCUGUCUGAACGCACUCGUAUACAUCCAUCCAUCAACCUUAACCAGUUGCAGCCGGUGUGUAUACCAUGUACUCAAAUACUCCGUUGUCGUUUUCUCUGCUUGCCGUUUACCCGGAUAUCUGGUGUAUGACGGACAUGUUUCGGAAGAUGAACAGUAUUUCAGCCGUGAAUUAGAAGAAGAGGAGGAGGGCGUGGAAACACAUACCAUACCUACACAGACAGAGACUCCGGCUCCUGUCAUGGCUACUUACUCUGGAAGUAAGAACACUGUAGAACUGGCUAUAGAUCCUUUAAUUACAUGCAAGCUAUGUUUGACAGAGUGCUCGCUGCAAGAGAUGUAUGAGAUCCGAGAUUGCAGAUGUCUUUACUGCGAAGCAUGUGUCAAACAAUAUUUAUCUGUGAUGAUACAAGAGGGUAAUGUGUUGAGUAUUACCUGUCCUGAUGCCCAGUGUAAAAAGCAAGGCAAAUUUGAUGCCCCAGAGAUAGAACAACUUGUAAGUCGAUCAACAUUUGAAAGAUAUUCAAGACUACGCUUUCAGAAAGAGGUAGAUGUGGACCCCAACAGGAUGUUCUGUCCCCAAGCUGGCUGUGAAACUGUCUGUUAUGUGUUCUACCCGUCACCAGAAGACAAACUUAAACCUAUCUCUGUUGAAUGUCCACAGUGUGGUUUUGAAUUCUGUUCAGUCUGUAAAAACAAGUGGCAUGCAAUCCAAAGCUGUGAUGAAGUGAUGAGUAGAGGCAAAGCAGAAGAUAUUGGUAUCCCAUACAGCAAUAUAGAAGAUGCACAAAUCAAACGCUGUCCAGUGUGUCAUGUUCCAAUUGAGAGAAACGAUGGCUGUGCCCAAAUGAUGUGCAAACGCUGCAAGCAUGUCUUCUGCUGGUACUGUCUGGCAUCAUUGGAUGUAAGUGGCUGUUAUUUUUGUCUAUUCUGUUUAUUUUAGGUUUUGUUAACAAUCAUCUGGUAUCCUUCCAUUUUCAAAGUGGUUGGGGGAAAUUUGGCUGUUAUUUAUAGCAAGUUGAUUGACUGCAUGUAGACUCCUUUGUUUACCAUCUGGAUAUUGAUUAAAGUUUCUCUUUGUCAACACAAACUCUUUCUCUCUCUCUCUCGAUGAGGGACAGCCUCAGCCGAAGUAUGCUGGUCAAAAAUACCCAAAAUGGAUUAUUAUUAUUAUUAUUCUAUCUUGUUUGUUAUACAAAGAGUUCUUAAAGUGAGAAAAAGAAGUGCCACAGCGUUUGGAUACGAUCCAUCUGUUCUUUCUCAUAAAAUAAUUUAAUCCAGUUUGUGAAUGUUUUUUUUUCUUUUUCUU
This is a messenger RNA of Octopus bimaculoides (California two-spot octopus), 1588 nucleotides long. Its product is annotated as putative E3 ubiquitin-protein ligase RNF144A-A. Gene Ontology annotation, biological process: protein ubiquitination. NCBI's taxonomy places the organism in Eukaryota, Metazoa, Mollusca, Cephalopoda, Octopoda, Octopodidae. The record is from RefSeq and is a predicted model, not a curated record. Gene Ontology annotation, molecular function: zinc ion binding; ubiquitin-protein transferase activity.